UGUGAGCCUGACACUUGUGACAAUGACAAUGUCGAGCUGAGCUACUGAGAAGCAAGGACUGGCAGCGACUCCAUCACGGCUGUCGACCUUGUCCGCCCAGGUCCAGCCCAGAUUCGCGUGCCAGUCUACUGGCAAGUUCGGUGCGAGCCCCUUGACCGUCCAAGACUCCUAUCCUCGCCGAAAUGGAUCCCCUCAGCAUAACCGCAAGCGUCAUAUCCGUUCUCGAACUGUCCGCUAAGGUUGUCAAAUACAUAAACUCGGCCGCCGGUGCGACGAAAGAGAGAAAACGCCUUCGCGAGGAGCUGCGAGCAUGCGAAAACAUCCUCCAACAACUCAAAGAUGAAGCAGAUGAUUCGGAAGAGGGCAAGGCGUGGUUGGAGACAAUCAAAGCCCUCGAGAGCCCUGAGGGACCGCUGGGCCGUCUGCGGGUUAUCUUGCGCAAGGUUGAGGCCAAGCUCCAGCCUCGAGAGGGUCUAGGGAGAGCAUUCGCAGCUCUGAGAUGGCCAUUCAACGCGCAGGAGAUAAAGGAGAUCUUUGCCGCGAUUGAGCGUGAAAAGUCUCUGUUGGGGCUGGCUUUGUCCAAUAACUCCCGGAAACUGAUGCAGGAAAUCAAGAGGACUUCGAACGAGUAUAUGAGGCUGCUUACGAAGUUGACCCAGGCGAUCGAGAGAAGUUCGCAAGCACUCGAAGAUAAUCUGGUGCUCCUUCAGACCUCGCAAACCUCCCUUCACGAUGGCUUAGAUAGGCUUCAUCGUCGCCAUGACGAUCGAGGACUCCUUGAAGAAAGGCUGGCUAUUCUCGAUUGGUUGACGCCAAUCAACUACGCUAUGCAACAAAGCGGAUUCAUCAAUCAGCGACAGAAAGGAACCGGCCAAUGGCUCCUGGACUCAGUGGAGUUUAAGGCAUGGGUGGAGACCGAGAAGCAGACGCUCUUCUGCUCAGGCAUUCCGGGCGCCGGAAAGACGAUUCUCGCAUCGAUUGUCGUCGACGAGCUUGCUACUCGCUUUGGAACUGACAAGAGCAUCGGCAUUGCAUAUGUCUAUUGCAACUUUCGACGGCAAGACGAGCAGAAGGCUGAAGAACUCCUAGCAAAUUUGCUAAAGCAGCUGGCUCAAGGCCAGCCAUCUCUGCCAGAGUGCGUGAAGUCCCUCUACAAUGCCUACAAGGAUCAGCGGACCCGACCACCAUCCGACAAGAUUUCAGGAACCCUCCAAUCUGUGGCUGCCAUGUACUCGAGAGUUCUGAUUAUCAUUGACGCACUUGACGAAUGCAGCACAUCUGAUAACUGCCGCUCGAUAUUCCUUUCAGAGAUAUUUGCCCUCCAGACCAUGUGUGGAGCAAAUAUCUUCGCGACGUCGAGAUCUAUUCCAGAGAUCACUGCCAAGUUUAGUCUGGGCAUGUCGGUGGAAAUUCGUGCGAGCGAUGACGACGUGAAGCGAUAUCUUCAAGGGCACAUGAGUCAGCUGCCAUCAUUUGUCGAGCGGAACCAACAGCUCCAAGAAGAGAUCAAAAUCAAGAUCUCAGAGGCAGUCGAUGGGAUGUUUCUCCUGGCACAAAUCUACCUUGACUCGCUUGAGGACAAGCUCACGCCAAAGGCUAUGAAAAGGGCUUUGGAGCAGUUCCAGAAACAAAGCACAGCGUCACGCGAGGACGAGAAGCUCGAAGUACUAGCUCAGGCCUAUGCCCAGGCAAUGGAGAGAAUCAACAGGCAGACACAGGGGCGGCAGGACCUUGCUAAGAAAGUUCUGGCAUGGAUUACGUGCGCCAAGCGACCGCUGACGACGUCAGAACUCCAGCAUGCCCUUGCGGUGGAAGUCGGUGAACCAGAGCUUGAUGAAGAUAACCUUCCGGAGGUUCAAGACAUGGUCUCGGUGUGUGCAGGAUUAGUCACGGUCGACGAAGACGGAGCAAGUGGCGUCAUCCGGCUGGUCCACUACACAACGCAAGAAUACCUCGAGCGAACGAAAAGCCAUUGGUUCCCAAAUGCGGAGAACGAUAUUACGCAGACCUGCAUUGCAUAUCUCUCAUUCAGCGAGUUCGAAAGUGGCUUUUGUCAGACAGACGAUGAGUUUGAGGAGCGACUACACUCGAACAAUCUUUACGGUUAUGCUGCAAGAUAUUGGGGACGUCAUGCUCAGUCGGCUUGGACCCUUGGGGAGGAAGUCACUGACCUUCUCGAGAACCAGGCCAAGGUUGAUGCAUUGAGCCAGGCAUUGCUCGCGGUUGGGCACCGAGUGCAUUCAAAUUACAGCCAAAGUGUUCCGAAACGUAUAACAGGGUUACAUCUAGCUGCUUAUUUCAACCUCGAGGAAGUAGCAAAUGCCCUGUUGGAGCGAGGCUCUGGUCCAGAUUUGAAAGACACUUACAAUCGUACACCACUAUUGUGGGCCGCUGAAGAGGGCCACGAAGCAGUCCUCGAAAUCCUGCUCUGCAAGGGUGCUGGAGCCAACUUGAAAGAUGGAUUUGGCCGGACACCACUUUUCUGGGCUGCUCGCCAGGGAAACGAGACGAUCGUGAAGAUGUUGCUCGAGAAGGACGUUGACCCGGACCAGAAAGAUGAGGACGGCGAGUCCCCACUAGGAGCUGCGGCUUACCGCGGGCAUGAAGCGGUUGUCAAGCUCCUGCUUGAAAAGGCUGUCGACACUGAUGCUAGCUCCCGGUUCGAAGACACACCGCUGUCGUGGGCUGCUUACCAAGGGCAUGAGAGAGUCGUCAAGCUCCUGCUUGAGAACGGCGCCGACCCCAACCGGAAGAAUUUUUAUUAUCAAGCGGCGUUGGGGGUUGCAGCAAAGCAGGGGCAUGAGACUAUCGUCAAACUCCUUCUUGAAAAUGGCGCGUACCCGGAUGUUAUAGAUUUUGAUAAUCGGACGCCACUAUCAUAUGCCGCUGGAAAUGGCUAUGAUACGAUUGUCAAGUUACUUCUUGCCGACUACCGAGUCAAUCCGGAUUCUUACGACGACGGCGGCAUGACCCCAUUGUCGUGGGCAGCCCAGUCGGGACACGAUACUAUUGUCCAAAUACUGCUUGCCGAUAAGAGGGUAGAUCCAGAGUCUAAAAACCAGUGGGAUCGGACACCACUGUGGUUAGCGACGGCGAAUGGGCACUUGGAGGUGGUGAAGCUGCUCCUCGCGAAGGGAGUUCGGUUGGAAGCCAAGGGCGAUGAGGAGAGGACGACGGUGUUAUCAUGGGCGUCUGUGCAAGGACAUGACAACAUUGUCGAGUUGUUCCUGAAGGAGGGAUGCGACCCGAGCACGACAGACAAAUUCGGCUUGACACCGCUAUCAUUCGCGGCAGCUACAGGACGCAAAGCCGUUGCCAAGCUGUUGCUUCCCGAUGGCCAAACUUAUCCGGAUUCUAAAGACAAGUGGGAUGGGACGCCGCUAUUGUGGGCUAUCGUGAAUGGUCAUACAUCCAUUAGCGAAUUUCUUGUUGAAAAGGGGGCUAAGAUGCCACUAGGAGGCGAGUGGAACUUGCGACCGCUCUUGGCGGCGGCACUGGAUGAGAAUAAGGAAGCUGUCGAGUUACUCUUCUCGGACACUGCCAUCGAUCUAUUAAUAUCGUGUAUCGGCGAAAGGGAUCCAGGAAUGCUCGAAAGCCUCUAUCAAAAACACCCACACUGGCGCUACAGAGAUUAACGAGAUUGGUAUCACUAUUUUCCUUAGUAAUAGAGCGUCAUAUGGCUGCACCUUGGCACUUUUGGA
Molecule: messenger RNA, 3701 nt
Organism: Phialemonium atrogriseum
Lineage: Eukaryota; Fungi; Ascomycota; Sordariomycetes; Cephalothecales; Cephalothecaceae
Product: ankyrin repeat-containing domain protein
Exons: 3
Coding region: 183-3635 (1150 amino acids)
Molecular function (GO): protein binding
Source: RefSeq, a predicted model, not a curated record